Odocoileus virginianus texanus is the source of this 693-nucleotide messenger RNA. The record is from RefSeq and is a predicted model, not a curated record. Lineage: Eukaryota; Metazoa; Chordata; Mammalia; Artiodactyla; Cervidae.
AUGGACAUGCACUCCCUCCCCACCCAGCAGGGCCCCACCUGGCACCAGUCAGUCGUCUGGGCACUCGUUCCUGGCCCGGCCCCUCAUUCGGAGGAGCCUGUGCCUGGAGCCCGCAAUGCUCGUCCCUCUGUCUCCUCACAGAAACUGGAGCAAGAGCGUGAGGAUGUGGAGGGGGCUUCUGAGGACCCCCAUGUCGUGCCAGGAGAUGAGGAUGGGCCAGAGGCCGCCCUGCGGAGCGCUCUGAGGAUGAGGAAGGACCUUCUGCAGAGACUCUGGGAGCAGCGCCUCUUGGAAGAGGCUUCCCGGGUUCGUCAUCACAGGGAACUGCAUGGAGGAGCCCAUGGGUCUGUGCUGCCCCCAGAGGCGCCUCCUGUGGGCAUCCACCCCGCUGUCCCCCCAGCCCCACCUGCCCCAAACCCACCACGGAUCAUCCAACACCUGGCACCCCCACCUCCUGCCACCAUCAUCCAGCAGCUGCCUCAGCAGCCACUCAUUGCACAGAUCCCCCCUCCCCCGGCCUUCCCCACCCAGCGGUCAGGAAGCAUCAAGGAAGAGGUGGUGGAGAUGAUGCUGAUGCAGAACGCGCAGAUGCAUCAGGUCCUCAUGCAGGCCUUGAUGCUCAGAGCCCUGCCCCCGCCAGCACUCGCGCCCACCCCGCCGCACCUCACCCCACAGCUUCCUGCCCAGCACCGC